CACCCUCCCACUUAGUCCUUACACCAUUCAACCUUCUAAAUUUCCAAACCCACCAAAAAUGAGAACCAUGUUUAGUGGAGCUGCAAUAGCUCUAAGCUUCCUCUCCCUCCUGUUACUCUCACCAGUUGCAUUCUCAGAGAAAUGCAACCCACAAGACAAGAAAGUUCUUCUCAGAAUCAAACAAGAACUCAACAACCCUUACCUUCUAGCCUCAUGGGACCCAAAAACUGAUUGUUGUGACUGGUACUGUGUCGAGUGCGACAUCAAAUCUCACCGCAUCACCGCCCUAAUCAUGCAAUCCUCCGUCCCAGACACAAAUCUCUCCGGCCAUAUCCCUCCUUCCGUCGGUGACCUCCCUUAUCUCCAGAAUCUCGAAUUCCACAAACUUCCUAGACUCACAGGCCCAAUCCAACCCACCAUAGCCAAGCUCAAAAACCUCAAAUAUCUUUUCAUCGAAUACACCAAUGUCUCAGACUCCAUACCCUCUUUCUUGUCUCAACUCAAAAACCUCCAGCUUCUUCAUCUUUCCACCAACAAUCUCACCGGCUCUAUCCCCAGUUCACUCUCCCAGUUACCUAACCUCGAGUCCUUACACUUAGACAGAAACAAGCUCACAGGCCCAAUUCCAGAAUCGUUCGGUUCAUUCAAAAAGCCCGGGCCGGAUAUCAUCCUAUCUCACAACCAGCUUUCUGGGCCCAUUCCAGCUUCACUAGGCCAAAUAGACCCAGAGAGGAUAGACUUAUCCAGAAACAAGCUUGAAGGUGAUGCUUCAGUGCUUUUCGGGAGCAAGAAAAGGACACAGAUACUUGAUGUUUCAAGGAACUUGCUGUCGUUUGAUUUGUCAAAGGUUGAUUUUCCGAAACAGAGUUUGAUAUGGUUGGAUCUGAAUCAUAAUAAGAUAUAUGGGAAGAUUCCAGUAGCGUUAACGAAAGUUGAAAAUUUGCAGCAGUUUAAUGUGAGUUAUAAUAGGUUGUCUGGUCAGAUACCGCAGGGUGGUGAAUUGCAGAAGAGGUUUGAUGUUUAUGCUUAUUUUCACAACAAGGGUUUGUGCGGGUCGCCGCUUCCAGCAUGCAAAAAGUGAUGGCUUAGCUAAGUUCUAAGUGAGUUUCUUGUAUGUUUUAAUAAAAUAACUGUUACUCCUAUUUGGGUACCAUUUGAAUAUGGUCAAUGUUAAACUGCUAAGUUGACCCGAUGCUGUAUUUCGUAUUUUCUAUGUGUACUUUUAUUUAGGUGAGGAUUGAGUUACCCCUCUUAAAAAAAGUUUGGUAAAAUCACCUUAUUAAUGUGUCAUUGGAUAGAAUAUGUUGUCUAUCAUUAACAUGUCAA
Lathyrus oleraceus (garden pea) is the source of this 1326-nucleotide messenger RNA. Its product is annotated as polygalacturonase inhibitor. The record is from RefSeq and is a predicted model, not a curated record. Bases 59 to 1081 code for a protein of 340 amino acids. Lineage: Eukaryota; Viridiplantae; Streptophyta; Magnoliopsida; Fabales; Fabaceae. Gene Ontology annotation, molecular function: protein binding. The transcript has a single exon.